AUGAGUUCCUUCUUUGAUGUCGCCGCCCGAAGAGCUGCUGCUGCCACUGCACAGAGCAAUGCUAUUCCCUCCACCAAAUUAAAGGACCCUAGUAGACCUGUUCCCUGGGUCGAAAAAUAUCGCCCCAAAAAUCUCAGUGAUGUCACUGCCCAGGAUCACACAAUCACAGUGCUUAAACGUACCCUCCAAUCCUCGAAUCUUCCUCACAUGCUCUUCUAUGGCCCACCAGGCACAGGAAAGACAUCUACGAUUCUCGCUCUCGCAAAGGAACUCUAUGGCCCAGAUCUCAUGAAAACUCGUGUCCUUGAACUCAACGCCUCUGACGAGCGCGGUAUUUCAAUUGUACGUGAAAAAGUCAAAAAUUUCGCUCGAAUAACCGUCUCAAAUGCAACUACAUCUCAAUCUUCCGCCUACCCGUGCCCUCCCUAUAAGAUUAUUAUCUUAGAUGAGGCAGAUUCCAUGACUCAGGAUGCACAGUCGGCUCUUCGACGUACAAUGGAGACAUAUUCCAAAAUAACCAGGUUCUGUUUAAUCUGCAACUAUGUCACGAGGAUCAUCGAUCCCCUUGCUUCUAGAUGCUCAAAGUUCCGAUUCAAGCCCUUAGACGAAACCAAUUCUAGGGAGAGGCUAGAGUUAAUCGCAAAAGCCGAGGGUGUUGAUUACGAGGAUGGCGUUAUCGACGCACUGAUUCGGGUUUCAGAUGGUGACCUACGAAAGGCCAUCACUUACCUACAGUCGGCGGCGCGACUACAUAACCCGAUUAAGCAUGCAGUGGUGGACAAUGAUGGAGAUGAGGAGAUGGGAAACGAUGGAAUUGUUGUAACAGCCGGUGAACCCGUCACUGUUCGGUCAAUUGAGGAGAUUGCAGGUGUAAUACCAGAUGCAACAGUCGAAGAGUUGUUAAAGGCAUGCGAACCUAAGAAGGGCAUCAGUGCAUACCCGCAAAUAUCCAAGCUAGUCCAGGAUAUCAUCGCAGACGGGUGGAGUGCGAGUCAGAUUGUAUUGCAGAUGUACAAUAAAUUAAUCUUCGACGACAUUGUAACGGCAGCGCAGAAGAACGAUAUCGUCUUGAUCUUCUCCGAAGUUGACAAGCGCCUAGCAGAUGGCUCUGAUGAGCACUUACAGAUCCUUGAUUUAGCGCUUAGGAUAUCUGCAGUAUUGUCUAGGUAA
This is a messenger RNA of Morchella importuna, 1170 nucleotides long. RefSeq lists its product as uncharacterized. Gene Ontology annotation, molecular function: DNA clamp loader activity; DNA binding; ATP hydrolysis activity. Gene Ontology annotation, biological process: DNA repair; DNA-templated DNA replication. The transcript has 4 exons. NCBI's taxonomy places the organism in Eukaryota, Fungi, Ascomycota, Pezizomycetes, Pezizales, Morchellaceae. Bases 1 to 1170 code for a protein of 389 amino acids. Gene Ontology annotation, cellular component: DNA replication factor C complex; nucleus. The record is from RefSeq and is a predicted model, not a curated record.